AUGAAUUCCAUUCAAGAAUUGAUUAAAUUAAAAUUUACGUCCUUGUCGUUCGAAAAAAAAAUUGAAAUAAAAUCGCUUGGAAGACCAUUACCUACUUCGUUUAAUUUAACCCAGGAAUCAAAAAAAGGAAAUAAAAAUUAUCAACGUCGUUUUAAUACGGAACUAUUCCAAAAAUAUAAAUGGCUAUGUGGGUGUGAAACAACCGACAAAUUAUUUUGUUUUCCCUGUGUUUGUUUUGAUGGUGAUUUGUCAUGGAGCAAGACGGGUGUAGUAGAUUUAAUACAUCUGUUAUCUAAAAUAAGCAAACACGAAAAUUCAUUUAAACGUCUCCAAAAUGAAGCAAAUUUAAAAAUUUUGGGCACGGUUAAUAUUCGAAACCAAAUCGAUGCCGGUUAUAAAUUGGGAAUAAAACGACAUAAUGAACAGGUUUCUAAAAAUCGUGAUAUUUUAGAAAAAAUUUUAAACUGUGUUAAGUUUUGUGGAAAUUAUGAACUUCCUUUGCGUGGGCACGAUGAAAAAGUUACAUCAAAAAAUCAAGGUGUUUUUCGUGGUUUAAUUGACCUUUGUUCAAACUUGGAUCCAAAUUUAAGAGAUCAUUUUCAAAAUUCGGUGGUUUUUAAAGGAACAUCCAAAAUAAUCCAAAAUGAGUUACUAGAUUGUAUUUUAACUGUUGCUAGAAAUCAAAUUUUAAUGGAAAUAAAUAAUUCAGAUUUUGUUGCUAUAAUUGUUGAUGAAACUACUGACGUUGCCAACACAUUUCAAUUAACACUAAUUUUUCGUUAUGAAAUUAAUGGUAAACCUGUUGAACGUUUUUGGGGCUAUUCAAAUCCAGAAGGUUAUAAUGCUGAGUCAUUAACUCAAACUAUUUUAAAACAAAUUAAUCCAAUUCUAGAAAAAAACCCCUCAAAAUUAAUCGCACAAUCAUACGAUGGCGCUGCAGUAAUGAGUUGUCAAAAUUCAGGAGUUAACGUGAGAGUAAGAGAAACAUAUCCUUUUGCGAAUUUUAUUCAUUGCUACGCACACCAAUUAAAUUUAAUAAUGACCCAAGCUACAUCGCAAAAUAAACAAAUUAAAAUAUUUUUUUCUAAUUUAUCUGAGAUUCCAGUAUUUUUUUCUAAUUAUCCACAAAGAGUAGCUGUGUUAGAUGACAUAGUGGGUAGUCGAUUGCCUAGAGCAGUUCAAACGCGUUGGAAUUUCAAUAUAAGAACGGUCAAUACAGUUGAUGAACAUAGAGAGUCAUUAAUUGAAUGUAUGGAAAAAAUUAUAAAUAUUUCCUUACAAAAUAGCACCAUUAAUCAAGCUACAGGUCUCAAGAGACUUUUAACAGAUGCAACUUUUAUUUUUUGGCUAACAAUUUUUCAUAAAAUAAUGCCUCAUGUUGACUGCCUUUAUAACGUUGUUCAAGCAAAAAAUACUUAUGCAGUAUAA
This is a messenger RNA of Acyrthosiphon pisum (pea aphid), 1428 nucleotides long. RefSeq names its product zinc finger MYM-type protein 1-like. Lineage: Eukaryota; Metazoa; Arthropoda; Insecta; Hemiptera; Aphididae. The record is from RefSeq and is a predicted model, not a curated record. The coding region runs from base 1 to 1428 and encodes 475 amino acids. The transcript has a single exon.